AUGGCUGGACUAGCUUCCCAGAUGAAGAGAUCUUGUGACUGCUGCAAGAGAUAUGCUGACCAUUUGGAUGGAAGGAUGAAGUGUUUCUGCAGACGCAUGACUGCUAAUUUCAGACAUGGCAUGGCUAUACCGAACAAGUUCAUAGACCAUUUCGGUGGAAAGAUCUCAAGGACCAUCGAACUGGAAUCCCAUAACGGAAGCAUGUACACCGUUGAAGUCUCCAAGCUUAUGAACGAAACGGUCCUCCGGCGGCGUGGUUGGGAGGCGUUUGUCAAUGCGCAUUCCAUCGAGGAGAACGACUCGUUGCUGUUUCGCCACAUUGAGAAGUCGCUAUUCGAGGUCCUGGUGCUCGACUCUGAUGACUGUGAGAAAGUGCUUCCCUCUGCUGGCAUCAAAGUUGCUUCUUGUAAUGUUCAAGAAAGCAGCAGCGUGGAUUAUAUCGAUAUAUCAAGCAGCGUGGGUUAUAUUGAUAUAUCAAGCAGCUCGGGUGAUGAUACCACAAGAUCUCCGGGAAGCAAACGGUUUGCUACGUGUGAAAGAGGCGACUCAAGCCAUCCUAGAAAAACUGCCGUAAACGACUCCUCGUCUGAGGAGGAUUCAGGAGAAGACAGUGACGCGAAGGCAGAGGAACAUUCUGAAGAUGAAUCGUCUUUUGGGCUAGAUGAUGUACGUCAGACACCUUGCACAGGGCGCGACUAUGUCUUGUCCCUAAAUGCUCGUCUGUCUGGAGCUCAGGAGGAGAGAGUAACUAGGCUUCUCCAGGCUGUUCGAGCCAAGACUCCCGUGUUCGUGGCCAUCAUGAAAAUGAACACACGGAUUCAUACUACUGUGAUCCCCAAGCUUUUUGCAGAGGAGCACUUCCCGCGUGAAAGUCAGAACCUGACGCUGCAGCGGCCAGGCAAGAGCAAGAAGUGGCACCCAUGGUUUUACAUAAGGAAGAGUCAAUGUGGGCACGUCCUCACCGGGUCUCGCUGGGUAGGCUUCCUCCGUGACAAUGGCGUGCAGGAGGGAGAUCUCUGCGUCUUCCAACCAGUGAAGGGCACUGGCACCAGGAGCAAAUUCACAGUCCAUCUGCUUCACGAGCCCUUGGGUGCAAAUGGAAGUACUGGUCCGAAGAAAAGAGUAGGAAACACAAGGGUGAACUCGGCUGCCCCUGAAAGAUCAACCACUGCUCAUGGUCAUGGUGCAACAACAAUGGCAAAGGCGGCGCCACAUCCAGACGCCCCGACAACCCUCCGUGUCAACAAGGAGCAAGAUGAUGGGUGCAACCAUGGUCGUCAGCAAGCACGCCAACACCCAAAGCCGGCGCGUCCCUACGUAUUGUCAUCCACCGCACGCCUGACCGAGGAGCAGGAGAGGGAGGUGGACCGGACAGCCCGUGCCAUCGGGUCUUGGGUCCCCGCCUACGUCUCGGUGAUGAACAGGAGCAGCGUUGGCGUGGGCAACAGGAUCUACAACGUAAGCAUUUCCUGUGCGUAUGCUGCCGAGUAUCUUCCACCCGGGGAGCGGGUCGCCGUGACGCUCGUGAGGAGGAAGAAGGCGUGGGAGGUCGAGAUGCGCGCGCGCGGCGGCGGGCGAGCGCUGGCGCAUGGCUGGCGUGGUUUCGCCCGCGACAACCGGCUGCGGGUGCAGGACGUGUGCCUGUUCCAGCCCAUGGAGAAGAACCACGAGAGCCUUACCAUGACGGUCCACAUCGUCCGUCGCAGCGGCAAGCGGAAGCAGUAG
Messenger RNA from Triticum turgidum subsp. durum (durum wheat), 1725 nucleotides. The record is from the annotation of a GenBank genome assembly. Lineage: Eukaryota; Viridiplantae; Streptophyta; Magnoliopsida; Poales; Poaceae.